Molecule: messenger RNA, 1909 nt
Organism: Trichomycterus rosablanca
Lineage: Eukaryota; Metazoa; Chordata; Actinopteri; Siluriformes; Trichomycteridae
Gene: tmem145
Product: transmembrane protein 145
Exons: 15
Coding region: 1-1626 (541 amino acids)
Biological process (GO): G protein-coupled receptor signaling pathway; response to pheromone
Source: RefSeq, a predicted model, not a curated record
AUGGACCGAGUUGUGGGAUUUGCUAUUUUAUCAACCAUUUUAUGCGUCGAACCUGUUUUCGGAAAAUACGUCAGGGGUGUCGUCAACACCAAAGAGGACUGGGUGUUUCUGACAAGGUUUUGCUUCCUCACUGAUUUUGGCAGACUGGAUUUUAAGUUUCGAUACCCCAAGUCACACUGUUGUGAGAACAUACUGCUCUACUUCGAUGACAGUUCGCAGUGGCCAGCUGUAUACAAGAGGCCAGAGAAGGACUGCUAUCAGAGAGAGGCAGUCCUAAGACCUGAAAAUAAUCAAGUCAUUAACCUUACCACCCGCUACACCUGGUCUGGGUGCAUGGUUGAAGUAGAGGAUAAUGAAGAAUUUCUGAGCUGUAUUGGAGGGCGUAGUUUCCGGUCAAUCAGAGAGAGAUGGUGGUACAUUGUGCUCAGCAAGUGUGGAGGAGAAGGGUUGCAGUUGGAAUAUGAAAUGAAACUGACUAAUGGACUGUCUUUUUGGACCCAACACUUCUCUGCAGAUGAGUUUGGAAUUUUGGAAACAGAUAUCACUUUCUUGGUUAUAUUUGCAACAGUAUUCUCUCUCUCCUGCUAUUUUGCAAAUAAAUUAAAGGGAAGACAGCUGCUUCAUACCACUUAUAAAAUGUUCAUGACUGCAACUGGAGUUGAGGUUUUCAGCCUGCUCUUCUUAUGUAUAUAUUGGGGCCUGUAUGCAAGAGAUGGAGUGGGAAAUGGAUGCCUAAAGUUACUUGGCAAAUUACUUUUUUCAGUUAGUUUUCUGGUGUUUCUCCUGAUGCUGAUUCUCUUGGGAAAAGGCUUUACUGUCACUAGAGCGAGAAUAAGUCACAGUGGCUCCAUCAAGCUAUCCAUCUACAUGACCGUCUACACAAUUACCUAUAUUAUACUCUUCAUAUAUGAAGCUGAGUUUUUUGAUCCAGGUCAGGUACUUUAUGCUUAUGACAGCCCUGCUGGAUAUGGGCUGAUGGGCCUCCAGCUCCUUGCAUAUGUCUGGUUCUGCUAUGCAGUACUUGUGUCACUUAAACAUUACCCAGAGAAACAGCCAUUCUACAUCCCUUUCUUUGCUGCCUACACUCUCUGGUUUUUUGCUGUACCAGUGAUGGCACUAAUUGCCAACUUUGGUAUAUCUCGAUGGGCUCGGGAGAAGAUUGUAAAUGGCAUUCAGCUUGGUAUUCAUCUUUAUGCCCACACUGUCUUUUUAGUAAUCACACGUCCAUCAGCAGCCAACAAGAAUUUUCCCUAUCAUGUGCGAACGUCUCAAAUUGGUAUCCUGCUGUCGAGCCCUGAAGAGAAGGGCACAGAAAGUUUUCCACAUCAUGCUUAUGGGAACAGCUCCUUUCUGGAAGACUCCCAACCUAACUUCACUGAACUCUUCUCCAUCCAGUCAAUUCCAUCAAAAACAAUAAUUGAGGCAGGGGGUUGGAAAGGACAGGAGCUGGCAAUCAACAGUGAGCAAAAGAUCAUUACAACAGGAGCUGACUUACCAGCCACAGUUAGCCAAACUCCUUCUCCCACAACACAAAAAAACUGUGAUAUAUCUCCUUCUAGACUAUGUCCUCACUUUACAGAAUAUUUCAGUAUGCACAGCAGAGAAUGGGAGGGCUCUAAAGCGUAGUGAAGCGAACAUGGGAUUUAAAAUUAGGAAAUACUAAGUGUCUGGUUUUCUGCAUUAAGUAACUGCUGUAUUUGUGAGAGAAAUCUAAAAUGUUUUUCAUGUAAUAAAGAUUAGCAGCAAAUCUAUAACUGGAUCAAAAGUACUUAGAUCCAUAAAAAGCAAUAAAUAUUUAAGCAAAUUAAAAAAGGUUAGGAAAACAUUUUUGAUGAACAAACCAUAGAAUUAAGAAGGAAUUGUAAUUAAUAUGCAUUUUAAAUCAUGUCAAAAAUACAUAAAACUGUAA